AUGGACAAUGAAGAAAGUUCUUUGACUUGUUCGACGCCGCAAGCCAAACCAACCGGCAGUAUAUGUAAAAUAUGUGAAUCACCAGCUAGUCAUUCGUAUUUUGGUGCUAUCGCAUGUUCGGCUUGUAAGAUGUUUUUCCGGCGUAAUGCAGAAAAGGAUUUGGAACAAUUUAAAUGCGCGUACGACGGUAAAUGCGAAGUGAACUUAAAAAAUCGACAUGUGUGUUCGGCUUGUCGACUAGCGAAAUGUUUUGCCAGUGGAAUGGAAGUCGAACGGAUUCGCUGUUCCAUGCCAAUGAAGAAAAUAAUCAAAACACAGCAUAGAACAACAACUGAUCCGCCAUCAUCAGUAACAAACCUUUUGUCAGAUUAUUCGACGUUAUCAAGUAGUCAAUGGAAUCAUAUUUCAAAACUAAUCUUUUAUCACGAUACCUACGGUCCGCUAUCAGUCGUUCAACAUUUUUUCUCCGAGCAAGUUGCUCUUCCAGCUAAACUUCGAUAUAAAGCCUUGGCUUUGAACGAUUUCUUCACUUCAGUCUAUCUGAAAGCUGAGCAAGUGUUGAUCAAUAACGAAGACUAUCGUAGAUUAUCUUCUCAAGAUCAAUCAACAUUAAUCCACCAAACAUUACGACAUGCUGGAGCGUUCGCCGGGAUCUUUGUUUCACAUCAAACGAAAUUACUCGACGAUACAUUAUUCUACAAAGCCAAUGAAAGUCUUUUCGGAUCGAGCACAAUGACAAGCUUGAAGUUCAUCACGAAUAGUCUUGACGAUGAUGUUGUAUUUAUUAAACUAAUCGUCGCGAUUUUGUUUUUCUCUCCUGCCAAUUACACAAGUUUUACCGAUCGUAUUGCUCAAAGUUUCAUUGAUCCUCAAAUGAUAUUGAGUAUUCAAAAUACUUACAUCGAAUUGGCCUGGAAAUACAUGACGUAUAAACAUAGUUUUCAAUAUGCUGUCUUAUGUUUUGCUGAACUAUUACGAUCUCUCUUUCACUAUUACCGUAUUGCUGUUCAAGCCGAUAUCGUAGAUACAUUCACAACCAUGAUUCAUUCAGUAAUUAAUCAAACGAAAGAAAUUGUUCUUGUUUCUGAUAAUUAA
Messenger RNA from Adineta ricciae, 1095 nucleotides. Lineage: Eukaryota; Metazoa; Rotifera; Eurotatoria; Adinetida; Adinetidae. The record is from the annotation of a GenBank genome assembly.